AUGCUGAUUUCGAUAUUAUUUUUUUGUUUGAAUAAUGUGUAAGUUCGGAAAAUAUCCAGUUUUUUGGGUUUUUUCUAGCUUCGGACCGCAUUAAUUUUUUUUAUGACUACUAAAUUUCAGGGUGACAACGGGGAAAAAGACGGAAGUUAGUUUUUUAUUUAAUUAUUUGUGCGGUGAUUUAAAAAAAAAUAUUUUUAAACAUUAAUUUUUGCAAGGUUAUAUGGAUGGUUCCAUCAUGGAGUUGUACUGGAAAUCAUUCAAUUCCAGUUGAAAAAUAUGGCAUAAUUCAAAACGAGAAUCAACACUAUUACAAAGGAGGCUCAAAAUUUGCAAUCUUCUACAUGGAAAAAUUCGGAAAAAUUCCCUACUUUGAAGAUUUCGAAGAACCGAUCAACGGCGGUUUGCCGCAAAACGGCAAUUUCUCCGAACAUUUACGAGUUGCUGAGGAGGAUAUUGUGAAAUAUAUACCCUCAAAAGAUUUUGAUGGAUUAGCGGUGAUUGAUUUGGAAAAUUUCAGACCAAAUUGGGAACAGAGUUGGAGCAGCUUUAAUAUAUAUAAAACGGAAUCGUUGAAACGCGCGAGACAGAAUAAUCCAACAGCUUCAAAAGAAGAAAUUACCUUGAUAGCUCGUGAAGAAUACGAUUCUGCAGCAAAGUACGGUAUUCCGCGCUCCACCGAAAUAAACACGCAACGCAGACCGCGUCGCGCCACAACACACACAAAAAGGGAGGGAAUUUGAAUCGUUCCCUUGUGUUGUAGCGCGGCGCGGUUUGCGUUGCGUGUUUAUUUCGGUGGAGCGCGUGAGAUUUUCGAUAAUAACAUGAAUAUUUUCCAACGAAAAAUGUUUAGAAAAUAUUUCCUCGAAACAAUUCGACUUGGAAAACGACUUCGACCAAAAGCAAAAUGGGGAUACUAUUUGUUCCCUAAAUGCAAUUUCAAUGUGGAUAAAACCAAUAACAAGUGCAGUGAUAAAAUGAAAGUGUACAACGAUAAUAUGGAUUGGUUAUGGAAAGAAAGUCAAGCUCUUUUCCCAUCGUAUUAUUUGAGCAAAAAGGGUGAAGAAAGACAUGAUAUUGAUAAACUAAACUUUGCGGUGGGUUUUUUUUAAAUUUGAAAUUGCCAAAUUUCGAAUUCCAUUCCAGGCUCUGAUUUCCGAAACGCAAAGAGUCAAAAAAGUCUACUGCCCCGAAUGUGAAAUACACAUGUUCACUGGUUUCGAAUACGAUCCGUAUAAAAAUGCAUCAUAUAUGUAUACAAAAGCAAGUCUUCGUAUAAGUCUUGAAUAUAUAAUGCGUCAUAAUUUGGAUGGUGCAGUGAUUUGGAGCACAAGUAAAAAUAUGAAACAAAGAUGUGAUAAUAUUACAACUUAUGUUAAUGAUUAUCUUGGUCCGCAUGUUCAAUAUAUUAAUCAGGAUUUGGAUAAAUGUCGGAAGAAAAUUUGUCGGGGAAGGGGGGAAUGCUAUCUUCCACAUGGCGUGGUGUAAGUUUUGUUUUUUGUUUUUUUAUUAUGAUUUUUAUUCUGAUCAGAAAUCCAAACUCAUCUGACUAUCUUUGUCGAUAUGAUCAAUGA
This is a messenger RNA of Caenorhabditis angaria, 1571 nucleotides long. Lineage: Eukaryota; Metazoa; Nematoda; Chromadorea; Rhabditida; Rhabditidae. The record is from the annotation of a GenBank genome assembly.